AUGGAUCGGAAGAGGCGACUGAAGAGGCAACAGCGAAAGGCCGAAACUGAUCGAUCAGUUUCGACCGCUGCUUCCGGACGAUUACGGUCUCUGUUAGUCCGUUUGAUCACCUCUCACGCUAUCAGGGUACAGACUCCACCUCGACACAUUCCAGGGGUAGUGGAGGUGACAUUAUCCUAUAAGUCGAAGCAGUUUUGUAAAGGUGCACCCGGCCGAUUUGUAUAUACAGCCUUAACAGAACCGACUAUAGACUACGGAUUUCAGAGGCUUAUGAAACUUGUACCCAGACACCCUGGAGACCCAGAACGGUUACCAAAGGAAAUCAUCUUGAAGCGAGCGGCAGAUCUAGCUGAGGCCUUAUACAGCAUGCCCCGCAACCCUAACCAGUUGUCUCUGCCAGCACCCCGUUCACCUGCCAUGAACAACACGUCAGCGAUGUCCAGUUUCAAUACCUACACAAGCCAGUUGGCUGUUAGUGUCCAGGACGCGGCCAAUGGUCAGUGGGAAGAAGGUUAUGGCCGCGGUCAAAGUUCAAGCGUUUCGCCACGAGGUUAUGGUUCGAACGGCUCAACUCCACAUAGUAGCAGCAGUAGUAGCUACAGUACUACAGGCAUGAACGGUUACCAUGGAAGCGCGGGUGGGCUUGGAAAUAUGGGUCUGCUGCCGCCACCGUUCUCGCCGCCACCACACCCACCACUUCCACCACUGCCGCCGCCACCACCACCAUCACGCCCACCAUCAGUGAUUUCCAGUAGUUCCUGUCAGUUGUCAUCCAUGGGCUUCGGUUCGAUCGCCAGCGACGCCUUAUCCCAAUCGUCGCCCUACCUCGGACACACAAACAGCCUCGCCGUCAACAGCCUCAUCAACAAUAGUCAUCUCCAUCACAACAACAGCAGCAACAGCAACAACUACAACAACAACAGUAGUAGCAGUCCUCACAGUAGCAGUCACAGCAGCAGCAACAACAACAACAACAACAGUACUGAUAUGAACAAUGUAUAUAGUGCAGCGAGUGGCGGGUCUUUCACGUUUUCGCCCGUCAACAUGGUCAGUGUUGUGAAAGAGAAGAGUGCAUUCGCACCUGUGUCACGAAUGAGCAACAGUCCACUCGGAAUGUGUACGGCACCUGUGCGCAGCAGUCUGCAAGGUUUCGGUAGUAUGAUGUCUCCGCCGUUCCCCACAUUCAGCCCUUAUGCUUUGCCAUCGUGCAACGGUUAAGAAUACCAACAGCGUCUCAAGAAAAGCAUGCGACCAAAUAAUAAAAGGAAAAAAACGUUCAACCAGAGCCACCAUAGACGAGGCGAUAAGAUGUCGUUACGCCUACUACUAUGACAACUACUAUUACUACUACUAUCAAUAAUAAUAAUAAUAACAACAACAACAACAACAACAACAAUAAUAAUAAUAAUGACGAUGGCGGUGAUGAUGAAGACGACGACGAUGACGACGACGACGAAGAUGAUGAUGAUGAUGAUGAUGAUGAUCUCUUUACUGGCCACGCGGGCCCAAGACAUUCAGGAUUAAUAAUAACAAUAAUAAUAAUUUCUUUAUUGACUUCGAGGACUGAAGAAAUCCAAAGA
Molecule: messenger RNA, 1580 nt
Organism: Octopus sinensis (East Asian common octopus)
Lineage: Eukaryota; Metazoa; Mollusca; Cephalopoda; Octopoda; Octopodidae
Product: transcription factor COE1
Exons: 7
Coding region: 1-1218 (405 amino acids)
Biological process (GO): regulation of transcription by RNA polymerase II
Molecular function (GO): RNA polymerase II cis-regulatory region sequence-specific DNA binding; DNA-binding transcription factor activity, RNA polymerase II-specific
Source: RefSeq, a predicted model, not a curated record